GGUUGCGCGAGGGCUGCAGUUUCAGUUUGUUUUAUUCACCAUUUUGAGUCGCUGAAGGUAAAAAAUAAAAUUAAAUUCAACACAAAUCCUUCAGUACCACGGAGACGUUUUACUCUUUUAGUUUUGUGACCGGGAGAGGAAGGGGGUCGGGGUUUUUUUUUCUCCAAAGCGACGUCGCAUUCAGCCUCUCCGUUCGCUGGAAAACCAUUUUUUUUUUUGCUUUUUAUUUUCUUGAUUAUUUUGCUCGUUUAGCAGCCGUUUUGACGUCCAGCAGCGUUCCUGCAGAGAAGCAGAAAAAAUGUCAAGACCAGUGAGGAACCGGAAGGUGGUGAAUUAUUCGCAGUUCAAUGAAUCUGAUGAUGCAGAGGAGUACGAGAGAGACUCCGAAAAGCCCAAGAAGGUGCGCGCAUCCCAGCGCGAAAUCAAGCACAAGAAGUCCAAGAACUCGAAGGAGGAGAGUGACGAGUCCGACGACAAACUCUCCAAAUCCAAAAAUGAUUCAGCAGAUGAUUUUGGUAGUGAUGAAGACAAUGACUUUGGAGAAGAGGAGGAGGAAGAAGAUGGAGGAAGUGAUUACGAAGCUAAAAAGGGUAAAAAGGGGAAGAAGGGCAAGGUGGAGAAGGCUGGCAAAAGGUCACUGAAGAGAAAACGAGAUUCAGACGAUAGUGACGAGGACAAAGGGGUGAGCAGGAAGCCGAGGCAGGUGAGGCAAGCUGCCUCUAAGGCCGCAUCCAAACAAAGAGAGAUCCUGCUGGGAGGUGGAGGAAGUGAAGAUGAGGAUAAAGAUGAAGAAGAGCAGGCCUUCUUGGACCAAGAAUCUGGCAGCGACGAAGACUUCAUGGUGGAUGAUGACGAUGACAGCGAUUAUGGCCGUUCCAAAAAGAAGGGCAAGAAAGUGGCCCCGAGAGGGCGGAAAGUAGAGAAGAAGGAGAAGAAAUCUCCUAAGCCCAGGCUAAAGGCUACAGUCACCCCCAGUCCCAUGAAGGGCAAGGGAAAGGGUCGCCCCAGCGCGGCUAAAGCCCUGGAGAAAUCCUCGCCCAAAGAGGAAGAGGAGCCCGAGAGCCCCGUGGAGGACGAAGAGGAAGACGAGGUGGAGAAGAAGGACUCCCCGCCCCCAGCCAAGAAGAAGGUGGACGCCCCCGAGGACGAGGAAGACGACGAAGAGGAGGACGGUUCGGAAGAAGACGCUCCGUCUGGGGAAGACUAGCCAGGUUCUAAAUGGCAGCCCCACAUCUCUCCUUUCUCUUUCUCUCGUUAUCUCCCCCACUUUCUUUCUCUGUUGCUUUAUUUCUCCUCCGAGGGUUUUGUUUUCAGCGUCUGUGGUGACCUGGCUCAACGGUUUGAACUUUUGAAUUGUGUAUUUUUGUUUUUGUUUUUGUUUUUUUUUUUGUUUUUUUACAAACCUAUAAUUUCCAUAUCAGCUGCAUUGUCCCAGGACACAUUAGACCCUUAUGACAUGUAUGUGUGCUAGAGAAUGUGACCGAAUUGGUUUUAUUUAUCCGUAUAAAACUGAGGAUCCCCCGUGUUUUAGCUCAUCCACUGAAAAUGGGUUGCUGCUCUAGAUGGUUAGUGUUCUGAUUCUUACAGUUUUCUACUAAAGUCCCUAUUCGCUCACCCGUUUUACAAGCUCAGAUUUAUUGAAGUCUACUAGAGUGAAUGUCUUGAACGAAUCAUGCACAGGAUAUUCUGAUAUUUUCUUUGCUCUGCCCAUUAAGUCGAGUGUGUUAGCAGAUAAAACAGUGUCACUUGCCGUAGGAAAGAACUCGAGCCAGGAUUAGGAAACACUGGUGGCUCAUUUUGCUCUAAAGUGAAUCCCAGUGAACUCAAGUUUGCUACAUACACUAUUUUAGAUUCCAGUUUUGUUUUUAUUGUUUUCGUUUUUUUUGUUUUUUUGUUUUUUUUGAUCUGAAUGAUCAAUGACGGAUCAGUGACCGGGGACCCGGACAAAGAAAUUUUUUAUAUUUUUUUUUUGACCUAGUUUUUUUUACUUUGUGCCCCCAGAGGGCUCCAAAUCCGGACACCGAAUCCAGCUUCCUGUCCUGCGUUUUGUAGCAACUGUUGAUGUAACUAAUUGGCCAACUAGUGCUCACCUACCAGUGAUUACAAAUUCCAGCACCGGGACCUGGAUUCAGGAUCCAGAUUUGAACGCCAUCCUCUUUCUAGUGGCUUUCAGUGUUUGGAAUCGGAUCACGUCUGCUUCACAGAUGAGGUUUCUGUUCUCGUGUUGAGGUUGCUUUUGGCAAGGUGCCGUCACUUUAGCCAUCAUCUCAACGGUUUUCAUUUUCUCUUUUUUUAAGAAAACUUU
This is a messenger RNA of Colossoma macropomum (tambaqui), 2305 nucleotides long. It is a transcript of the gene nucks1a, whose product is annotated as nuclear casein kinase and cyclin-dependent kinase substrate 1a. The record is from RefSeq and is a predicted model, not a curated record. Gene Ontology annotation, molecular function: single-stranded DNA binding; double-stranded DNA binding. The coding region runs from base 299 to 1207 and encodes 302 amino acids. Gene Ontology annotation, biological process: interstrand cross-link repair; double-strand break repair via homologous recombination. Gene Ontology annotation, cellular component: cytoplasm. The transcript has 8 exons. NCBI's taxonomy places the organism in Eukaryota, Metazoa, Chordata, Actinopteri, Characiformes, Serrasalmidae.